GUUUCCCUUUCCCGUCGCCUUCAACAAGAUCAGAUGCUUGCGCGCUGAGAGUCUUUAGACUAGCUGCAGAGUUUCAGGGCGGCGCACCCCUUACAAACUCUCUCCACUAUUUAUUAUUAUAUUCUAGUCGCUCCUUCCUCGAUUUUCUUGAGUGCAUCAACGACUCAACCCACUAUCGGUUAUUCGCCUUUCGCAAAGGCCAGCACAAUGUUCGUCCUUAGGAACGUUGGCAAGCUCCUCUUCGGCUCCAGCAACCAGGAGUCGAUGAUUGAACUGCCCCAGGGCCAACUAUACCUCGUUCGGCCUCUUUCGCCGAAAGGCUAUUCUGAGCUCAUCUUCAAGGACUCUUCUGCUCGUAUCCGACGAACCGCACAAGACUUCCAAUACCAGCUCGUCGUGCAACGUGUUUACGAAGAGGGAGAGGCGGAACUGCUUGCUGAGGAGGAGGGCGAAGACGCCGAAGCUGAUGCCGACAUCCUCGCCGCUGAACGCGACGAGAAAACAUUCCUACUCGACGAGGCCCUUCAUUUUCGGAUCGAGAACAGGGAAGGGAGCGAGAAGGUCCUGGCCUGGCGGGAUCUAAGUGGUGACGCGGGAGACGUCUACGAAUUUGUUUGCGACUCCGGCAUCUCGCCUUCCAUCGUCGACGAGUUCGAGGCAAUCGCAAAACAGUGCCAGUACGAGCGCAAGUACCGGAAGCCGCACACCACGGCAUCUGAGGAAGAUCUCCAGCAGUUCGAGUUCGACGAGCAGCCCAUUCCGCAGGCCAGCCCCAUUCACAGCCCCACCCUGACCCUGACCAAGUCGAUUGACUCCUCAGACUCGAUGCUCUCCGCCAAGUACAGCGCCAACACGGGCGCGAAGAGGGAGAAGGCGCCCGAGACUGAUGCGACGCCCACGAAGAAAAGGGAAAGGGAAACGCUGCCACCAAAGGCCUCGGCUCAUCCCGCGGCACGAGAGAUUCUAGCUGCCGAGUCUGCCGAGCUCCACUUCUUUGACUUUCCAUCGGGCGCAUUCGUCCUACAAGACGCAGCGGUCACAGCGACUGUGUCCGAGACGGGCACUUGGCAGUACUGGCUGCAAGUGGGUAGCGCCGACCGGGACUGGCUUGGGAUUCCUGUCAUAGCGGACAUCAACCCGGUCUUCAACUUCGAGUUUCUCUCCUUCAUCUUCAACCAGUUCUCGGACGAUGGCUCGGCCUACUCAUGGCUGCUCCGGUUCAAGGAUCAGGCCGCCCUCGAGCGCUUCCAGGAGGGACUGCUCCAGGCCCUCUGGGAGCAACUGAACGAGUUAAAGUGGUCCAAAAUCAAGGACAAAGAGCGCGAUUAUGUGGCCGACGCCUUCAACGACCUUACCAUGGAGGACGCGGAUCAACUCGAGCAAGUCGAGGAGGAAGAAGAGGAGGAGGAGGAGGCAGAAGACGACCGCGGGCGAAGCGAGCACUACGACAGUGACGAAGAGGAAGACGACGUCGAGUACGAGCCCAAGGACGGCGAGGCGAACAAACAAAUUGCCGUCGGAUACAAGCACGACCGGUUAUUUGUCGUUCGAGGCUCCAAGAUUGGCGUCUUUAAACACACUCCCAACAACCACCUCGAGUUCAGCACCAAUAUUUCGAAAGUCGAGACCCCCAAGGGCGAGUUGUUCUCGCCCAAGAAGGUGAUGCUGCACAAUGAGGAUCGGAAUUUGAUCUUGCAAAAAGAUUCGGAUCCGAACAGCCUCUACCGAAUGGAUCUCGAAUAUGGAAAGGUCGUGGACGAGUGGAAGGUGCAUGAAGACAUUCCAGUUGUGACGUUUGCGCCCGAGAACAAGUUUGCCCAGAUGACCCAUGAGCCCACCUUCCUGGGCAUCAGCCACAACGCGAUGUACCGUGUGGAUCCUCGUCUAUCGGGAAGCAAGCUCGUGGAUGCGCAGCUCAAGCAAUACGCCAGCAAGAACGACUUUUCUGCAAUUGCGACAACCGAGAAGGGAUACAUCGCCGUGGCUUCUAACAAGGGCGAUGUCCGCCUAUUUGACCGUCUUGGUAUCAACGCCAAGACCCAUAUCCCCGCGCUUGGAGAAGCCAUCAUUGGCCUCGAUGUUUCUGCCGACGGCCGCUGGGUUCUGGCUACAUGUCGGACGUAUCUCCUCCUCGUGGAUGCCCUCCAAAAGUCGGGCAAGAACGAGGGCAAGUUGGGAUUCGAAAAGUCGUUUGCCGCCGACUCCAAGCCCCAGCCGCGCCGUCUCGCCCUGACGCCAGAGCACGUGGCCCAGUUCGCCUACGAAACCGGAAAGGGCGUGAGCUUCACACCAGCCAAGUUCAAUACAGGAGAAGGCAUCUCGGAAUCGAGCAUCAUCACCGCCACGGGACCCUACAUUAUCGAAUGGAGUCUCAAGAAGGUCCUGACGGGGAAGAAGGCGCCUUACUUGAUCAAGCGGUAUACAGACGAUGUCAAGGCCGACGACUUCAAGUUUGGCACAGAUAAGAACGUCAUCGUCGCUCUGCCUCAUGAGGUCAACAUGGUCGACCGCGCUCGUCUAAAGCGUCCGACGCGGGAGAGCAUCGCGGGGGAUUUCAAUGCCGAAGCUCGGCGCGGUUCGGGCCGCAUCGGCACACGGGAUAGCGGCAGAUACAAGCUCGGUAAGGAUGAUGUUGUCAAGUCUGCGUUUUAGGUUUGAGAUAUUUUCGGGCCGUGCUGCUCAGCCGGCUUUUUGGCAGUAAAUUCGGGAUGUCAUUAUCAGAAACCACUUUUCUUAGUUGGGCCGGGCAAAGGCUUGCGAACCAGCAGCAUUCCGUUUAGGUUUGCUGCCUGUAUUUACCUCUACGGUAUUUUCCUUUGGUCUUUACAAGUCGACGAUGCAGGCACGAGAGUAGGACGGUGGGCUGCAAACACGGGAGGAGUGUGGAGUUUAGGUGUUUGUUGUUGUUGUUGUUGUUGUUGUUGUUGUUGUUGUUGUUGUUGUUGUUGUUGUUGUUGUUAUUGUUGUCGUU
Lasiosphaeria miniovina is the source of this 2971-nucleotide messenger RNA. Its product is annotated as VID27 cytoplasmic protein-domain-containing protein. The coding region runs from base 208 to 2652 and encodes 814 amino acids. The record is from RefSeq and is a predicted model, not a curated record. The transcript has 2 exons. NCBI's taxonomy places the organism in Eukaryota, Fungi, Ascomycota, Sordariomycetes, Sordariales, Lasiosphaeriaceae. Gene Ontology annotation, cellular component: nucleus; cytoplasm.